This is a messenger RNA of Gallus gallus (chicken), 3149 nucleotides long. RefSeq names its product retinoic acid receptor gamma-like. The record is from RefSeq and is a predicted model, not a curated record. Lineage: Eukaryota; Metazoa; Chordata; Aves; Galliformes; Phasianidae. Gene Ontology annotation, cellular component: nucleus; transcription regulator complex. Gene Ontology annotation, biological process: cellular response to corticotropin-releasing hormone stimulus; regulation of transcription by RNA polymerase II; retinoic acid receptor signaling pathway. Gene Ontology annotation, molecular function: RNA polymerase II cis-regulatory region sequence-specific DNA binding; nuclear glucocorticoid receptor binding; zinc ion binding.
GCUGCGCAAGGCGGGCUGCGGGCCGCGCUACGGGCCGCGCUGCGGGGCUCUGCCGUGCGCCUGGCCCGGCGCCGCCCCGCACGGUGCGUACCGCGCCGCCUCGGGGGGACCGGGAACGGGACGGGGGCGGGCGGCGCCGCGGGGAUCGGCGCUGCGGGGAUGGGGCCGCCGGUUCGAGAGCCGGGACGAGGGAGCGGGGCGGGGGGAGCCGCGCCGAGGGGGUGCGGCCGCGGGGGUCGGGUCGGGGCGGUGCGGGUCGGGGCGGUGCGGGGUCGGGGCUUUGGGGCCGCGGGUUCGAGACCCGGGCGGUGCGGGUCGCGCUGAGAGGGUCCCAGCGCCGCGGGUUCGGGGCCCGGGCAGCGGCUGUGGGGAGUGGGCUGUGGGGGAGGGGUCGGACCCGGAGGGGUCGCAGCGGGACCCGUCCCGUCCCGUCCCGUCCCGUCGCGUUGGUGCGGGGCCGCCCGGGCCCGCGGGGCCGCCCGGGGCCGUGAAUCAGAGCUGGGGCGGGGCGGGGUGAGUCAGUGCGGGGGGAGAGAGCGUGAGAGCUGAGUGUGAGUGAGUGUGAGUGGGUGUGAGUGAGUGUGAGUGCGAGAACGUGAGCGUGAGUGAGGGACAGCGGUGAGUGUGAGCGCGUGUGAGGGGCUGUGAUUUUGUGUGCCGGGCGCUGUGUGUGUGUAUAUGUGUGUGUAUAUGUGUGUAUGUGUGUGUGUGUGUGUGUGUGUGUGUGUGCAACACGGCGCACAGUGUGUGUGAGUGCUGAGCGCUGCGGCUGUGCCAGGCCGGGCUUUGCGUGUGGAAGUUGUGCGGCUGUGAGUGUGAGGGCGGCGCGGCCGCGUGUGGGAGCCGUGAGCAGCUGUGUGUGCACAGCGGGGCUGUGUGUGCGCUGAUGGCGCUGAGACGCAGAGCAGCAGCUCGGAGGAGAUGGUGCCCAAUUCGCCCUCCCCGCCGCCGCCGCCGCGCGUCUACAAACCGUGCUUCGUCUGCAGCGACAAAUCCUCGGGGUACCACUACGGCGUCAGCUCCUGCGAGGGCUGCAAGGGUUUCUUCCGCCGCAGCAUCCAGAAGAACAUGGUGUACACGUGCCACCGCGACAAGAACUGCCAGAUCAACAAGGUGACGCGCAACCGCUGCCAGUUCUGCCGCCUGCAGAAGUGCUUCGAGGUCGGCAUGUCCAAGGAAGCCGUGCGCAAUGACCGCAAUAAGAAGAAGAAGGAGGUGAAGGAGGAGGCGGCCGACAGCCCCGAGCUGAGCCCGGCGCUGGAGGAGCUGAUCCAGAAGGUCAGCAGGGCGCACCAGGAGACCUUCCCCUCACUGUGCCAGCUGGGCAAAUACACCAUGAGCUCGAGCGCUCAGCACCGCGUGCAGUUGGACCCGGGGCUGUGGGACAAAUUCAGCGAGUUGGCCACCAAAUGCAUCAUCAAGAUCGUGGAGUUCGCCAAGCGCCUGCCGGGCUUCACCGCGCUCAGCAUCGCCGAUCAGAUCACGCUGCUCAAAGCCGCCUGCCUGGACAUCCUGAUGCUGCGGAUCUGCACGCGCUACACCCCCGAGCAGGACACCAUGACCUUCUCGGACGGGCUGACGCUGAACCGCACGCAGAUGCACAACGCCGGCUUCGGGCCGCUCACAGACCUGGUGUUCGCCUUCGCCGGGCAGCUGCUGCCGCUGGAGAUGGACGACACCGAAACCGGGCUGCUGAGCGCCAUCUGCCUCAUCUGCGGGGACCGGCAGGACCUGGAGGAGCCCGAGCAGGUGGAGCGGCUGCAGGAGCCGCUGCUGGAGGCGCUGAGGGUUUACGCGCGGCGGCGGCGGCCGUCGAAGCCCCACAUGUUCCCCAGAAUGCUGAUGAAGAUCACCGACCUGCGCGGCAUCAGCACCAAAGGCGCUGAGCGUGCCAUCACGCUGAAGAUGGAGAUCCCGGGCCCAAUGCCGCCCCUGAUCCGGGAGAUGCUGGAGAACCCCGAGAUGUUCGAGGAGGAGCCCCCCCCGGACCCCCCCGCAGCCCCCGCCUCGCCCUAGGCCGGGGGAAGCCCCCCCCCCCCCCCCCUCUGCUGCCUUCCGGCCCCCCCGCUGCCGCAGCGCUCUGCUUUUUGGGGGGGCUCCGCAGACUGACGGAGCCGGGGCGGGGGGCGGUCCCCCGCGGUGCCGCUGAUGCCUUAAGCUGGGGGACCCCCCCCCCCCCGUGUGCCCCCACCUCAGCUUCAUGCCAAAGUGCUUGUGGAGGGGGGGCACCGAUGGACAGAAAUUGUCCCCCCCAACUGAACGCCCGUCGCCCCCCUCGCUGGGGGCCCCCCCGCCGUUAUUUAUUCGAAAGGAGCCGGGGGAGGGGGGGGCAUAUCCCGCUUGCCCCCCCCCCCUUCCCCAGUUGGGGGUGUUUUGGGGUGCAGGUUGGACUGCCCCCCCCCUCCCCACUCGCUGUACGAGGUGGGGCCGCAUUUUUAUUGCUGGGUGAUUUUAUAUAGAUAUAGGGGGGGGGAGGGGGGUCCCGGGGGGGGUUCCUGGAUUCUGCUUUUCUAUGCCGGUGGGGGGGGGGGUGGCACAACUCCUCCCCAUCUCCCCCUCCUCCCACCCCCCCCCCCCCAUCCCCCUCGGGCACAGAACACUAUAGAGACCAAAGAGGGGGGGACGUGCUCCCCCCAGCCCCCCCUAUUCGUGGGGGGGGUCCUAAGCCAUAGGAGAACGCAAUGCGGGGGGAGACCUGUCGCCUCCCCCCCCCCCCCCCCCCCUUUCCUUCCCAGGGCAACUUACAAUGGGGGGGCACCCCAAUUGCCCCCCAGGACCAAAUUGACCCCCGCCCCCCAAUGUCUGUUACCCACAGCCCCUCUGGGUGUGGGUGGGUCCUUUUGCGUACCCCCCCGCCCAGUGCUGGAGCAGCCCCCCCCCAUUUUGGGGCCGCUGGGGGGGGGGCAGUCUGUUACACUACACCCGGGAGUGCCCCCACGGGGCAGCUCGUCCCCCCCCCCCCCCCCCCCCGUUAUUUAUUCCUUUGCGUUUACAUCUCCCUGCCGCCAUCCCUCCUCCUUCCCCCCCCCCCCCCGUGCCCGAGCUGCCCCCCCCUCGGGGGGGGCCCCGCAGCCAUGUUUACAGCCCCCCCCAUCCCGGGGGGGGUCGGGGCUUUUCUAUUUUUGCAAAAUAAAGUGAUGGAAACAAAA